GCAGAAGAAAGGACAAAAUAUUGUGGGAGAAGAAAGCGUUAAAACUCAGGGACCCCACAAAAUUACCUUAACCUCAAAGCCACUCAGCCCUGGCCAACCCUAAAAACAUGAAAAGCAGUGUGUGCCGGUUGCUGGUGGCACUGCUGAGUCUGUGCGAGGGGCUGCGGGGGCUCCCUGCUCCCCGCCUGAAGCCUUCAGACCCCCGGGCCGAUUUCGACUCCAUCAUCAGCCUGGCCAAGAACCUGCUGAGUGACACCAAACACCUGUUCCAUCACUUCAAAUCCCGGUACCCGGCCGAGGGGGAGCACAAGAUGGACACGCUGCCCGUGCUGUCCAUGAGUGCCGUGGAGCUGGCCAACAUCCAGGUGCCCGGGGGCCUGGCACGGCUCAGUGCAGACCUGCAGAACUACCAGAAGCACCUGGAGUGGCUGCGCCGGGCGGGGCCAGUGCUGCGGCCCCUGGAGCCAGACUUGGGAGCCCUGCAUGCCCGGCUGGAGCGCCUGGUCAAGCGCCUGGAACACCUGAGUGUCCAAACCUGUAACCUGGCCCGGCCCAGCGACCCGCUGCCCACGCUGCCCUCGCACGGCACGCACUGGGCGGUGGUGCAGGGCCGGCCACGCCCUCUGCACACAGCCUGCACCCUCUACCUGGAAUGGGCCGGCCCCGCGGCCCCCUGGUUCUGAUUCCGCAGCAAGCUGUGACGAGCGGUUGCGGGGGGGGCCCUGCCCCGGGGACACUGGGGUCCCCCAUCCAGCAUUCCA
This is a messenger RNA of Gopherus evgoodei (Goodes thornscrub tortoise), 761 nucleotides long. RefSeq names its product interleukin 11 (gene IL11). Gene Ontology annotation, molecular function: growth factor activity; cytokine activity. The record is from RefSeq and is a predicted model, not a curated record. Lineage: Eukaryota; Metazoa; Chordata; Testudines; Testudinidae. Gene Ontology annotation, cellular component: cytoplasm. Gene Ontology annotation, biological process: positive regulation of MAPK cascade; positive regulation of cell population proliferation.